Toxotes jaculatrix (banded archerfish) is the source of this 7723-nucleotide messenger RNA. It is a transcript of the gene spg11, whose product is annotated as SPG11 vesicle trafficking associated, spatacsin. The transcript is spliced from 40 exons. The record is from RefSeq and is a predicted model, not a curated record. The coding region runs from base 103 to 7383 and encodes 2426 amino acids. Gene Ontology annotation, biological process: chemical synaptic transmission; synaptic vesicle transport; axon extension. Gene Ontology annotation, cellular component: cytoplasm; axon; synapse. NCBI's taxonomy places the organism in Eukaryota, Metazoa, Chordata, Actinopteri, Toxotidae.
UGUCCGACUUUUCGUUUUGUGUUGUCGCCCCUGUCGCUGAGCACACCUGACCCCCCCCAACCCCCCAGGCUGUUUAAUCAUCUGUCCGUUUACCGUGUGAACAUGUUGGAGGCGGCUCAGCGGCAGGAGAAUAACUCCAUAGCGGUGGCUGUGAUCCCUGAGAACCAGAACUGCGGAGAGGUAGCGGACAUCCUAAAAGCUGAACUCGCUCCUGGAGGCUCCCUGCUCGGCUGUCUGCGGGACCGGGGGCGGCUGGUGGUGUGGGACCCGGCGGACAGAGAGGCUGCUCUGGCUGCAGUAGACGGCUCCUACAGAGAUUUUUCCUGGGAGGAGGUGACUGUCCAUGGUCAAGGCAUCAGCAGCUUCAGACUCCUGGCUGUUGGGUCGCAGUGUGACCUGAAGCUGCUGGAGGUGAAAGCAGAGCAACCAGCCUCCAUUUCUCUGCUCUGUGUCUCUGAAUGUCCUGCAGACCACCUGCUGCAGACUGUCCGAGAGCAGGACCACAGUGUGUGUGAGCUGCAGUCGCUGCGUGUGUUGUCGUUUGCUGCUGGCCGCUGCUGUGUGCUGCUGAACAGUGACUGGCUGCUGCGGCUGCAGUGGCAGCGGGUGGAGAAGGAACUGCAGAUACUAUCCUGCAGUAACAUCCAGCUGACUGACAGCAACAGACACACUGCUGUGGACCACUGUGUCUGCAGAGAAACCCUGUUCAUCCUCAGCUCCACUGGACUCAUAUCUGUGUAUAAUGUCACUGACGGCAGCCUGCUGGCCAGCGUUGACCUGCCAGGGUACCUGAGCUCUGGCCUGGCAGAGGACGACGGUGUCUCCCCUUCUUCCACCUUCUUCUCAUCUUCCUCCUUCUGCCUCCUCCAAGUGUCAGCUGAUCUCAGUACAGCCGUUGCUGUCACUCAGUCCCACAAUGCUGUGGGUGUCGACCUCAACCACUACUUCAGGACACAUCCAGAGCACCUACUGUGCUCGGUCCCCCCUGCUCAUCCUCCGCUGCAGCCAGAGCACCUUAGAGACCAGGACAGCCUGUGGAGCUCCAGCUGCAGCCUCGCCGCCCUCGGAUCGACCUUCAGCACUGACCGCUCCUGGGAAGCUCGUCUGGCCUCCAUGUACAGCAGAGCCCAGCAGGCUCCAGCUCUCCCUACCUCCACCUCCUCCCCUUCCUCCUCCUCCUCCUCCUCCUCCUCCAAGCCUGCCAGGACAUCCUGGUCCUUCUCCCUCCCCCACCUGGAGUCCCACCAGGCUCCAUCCUCGGUCCACAGCAGAAUCCCUUGCGGUGGGGCAACCGUUGCUUUCUUCGUCCCCGAGUCAUCUGCUCCGUCUCUGCUCACUGUCUCCGAGUUCUCUGCCAUGGUGACCUUCAUCUCCCCUGGCAACAGACAGACCACAGUGGCCUCAUGGGAUUUGGAGUCUGGGAGUGUGAGCUACCACCAGAUGGAGGGCGAGGCGGCUCCGGUCCAGCUCUGUGGAGAGAGUCAGCACAGACUGCUGCUGAAGAAGGCCGGUGUGUUCCAGGUCUUGUUCUCAGUUUCCCAGCAGGAUUUGCUCAGCAGGUUGAUGUUGUUUGGCAGUGCAGCAACAGUAGAUGCAGUGUGUCACCUGAACAGCUGGGGGCGCUGCUCCAUCCCCAUCCAUGCCCUGCAGGCCGGGCUGAAGAACCGUCAGCUGGAUACGGUUGAUUUCUACCUGAAGAGCAAAGAAAAUGUUCUGAGCCCCUCGACAGCGUUCAGUGCUGCUGAUCAGCCAGCAGCCUCCACACUCAGCCUGACCGACAGUGUCCAGGAGUUGUGUCCUGCCUUGGACCUGCUGUGUUCAGCUGUCAGAGACUCACACAGUGAAGCUCAGAGUCGACAGUUCUCAGAACAGCUGCUCAACAUCACCGUGAAUUUCGUCAACACACAGAUCCGCUCUGUGCUGUCCAACUCACACCAUGAGGACGCGGGUGUACAGAGCUGCGUGGACGUUCUGGACCAGUACAUCACCGAGCUGAGGACCUACAUGAAGAGAUUUCCCUGGCCUGCAGGGAGCGACAUCUCCAGCACCGACUCUGCUGCUCCUGCUCAGGAGGAGGCGCAGGGGGACGAGUGGGAGCAGCUGCCGACAGAGGAAGUGGUCCGCCAAUCCAUCCUGACCAGUCAGAUCCCCAGAGCUCAGGCCGUCCUACGGAGGCGGAGCCUCCCAGAGCAGCGUCUGUCGGCUCUGAGGAUGGAGGGUCUGCGGCAAGUCUUCUCCUGCCUGCAGCUCAGAGACCUGCAGACGGCCAACACACUCCUCAUUAACAUGGGUUUCAGUGUGAAGAAGCAGCUCCACAGUAUCUGUCUUUACACCGAUGACAAGGACCUGAGGGAGUUUGUGGUGGAGGAGCUGUCAAGGCAGAAGUAUUUUCCAGAGGAAGAGAUGCAGAGUGUAGCAUUCAUAAGGGAGAUGGAGAGGCUGGGAUCACUGCCUACAUCCCGCUGCCCAGCACGUUCCACAUCACACAGAGUCGUUCAGAUGGUUCGUAGGGAGACGGGAGGUGGUGAGGAGGUUCUGGAGGAGCUGGUGGGACAGAGGAGGUCUGAUGAGCAGGGGGCCCUCUGGAGGAAUGUCAAAUUGGACUGGGUGAGGAACUGGGACCAGAGCUGCCAGACCGCUGUCCUCCUGUCCAGACUCCAGCAUACAGAGUUAAGCUCCUGUGACUCUGCUGUGUUGUGGCAAUACCUCACCUCCCUCCACGACCAGCAGCGGGUGGUCAGCUGGAUCCAGAGCAGCGAGACCACCGAUGCCUCCCUUUGGCCAGAGUUAACCCCAGAACUGGUUAACAACAACACACUCUGCAGCAUCUACAUGAGGGAGAACAUCCUGGACCUGCUGGCCAGGAGAGGCCUGUUCAUCCCAGAGGAGCUGGCAGAUUUGGAGCAGCUGCUGUGGAGGCAGGCUCAGGGUGGAGGGGUGAUGGCUUCAUCUCCUCCCAUCCCUCAGUACCGCUCUUCCCUCGGCCUGGACUUCCACAGCCUCUUUAUCACCUUCUGUCUGGAUCACAGCCUGCAAUACCUGCUCUACACCUACCUGGAGCACUACAGAUUGACGCCCAGAAACUGCCCCCUCCUGACCAGUCAGAGCCUGUCUGAGAGUCAGCCCUGGUUUGAGAUGCUGGUGAAGAUCCAGGAGAUCACCAGAGAUCUGUCAGACCCAGGUCUGGUCUUCCAGGCCAGUUUAACCAGUGCCCAGGUGCUGUUACCAGGCAGUCAGGCGUCUUUGAGCAGUCUGCUGUUAGAGGGACACAGUUUGCUGGCUCUGGCGUCCAUCAUGUUUGCCCCCGGAGGAAUCGAUCAGGUGGUUCAGGGUGAACGGUCAGGCAGGUCAGGGAGGACGGUCGACCCUCAGCUCCUGAAGAUGGCACUGACCCCCCACUCCAAACUGAAGGCUGCCCUGUUCCCUGCCGGGCCCCGAGGAAACAGCCCGUCCUCUGACAUCUCCGUCUACCACCUCCUGCAGUCACUUCAUCCUCUGGAUCCAUCCAGGCUGUUUGGCUGGCAGGUGGCAAACACCCUCAACUCUACAGAGACGUCAGAGCUGCCUCAUUUCUCUAGCCCUCACCUAGUCAACAGGUUCGCUCUGGUGGAGACCCUGGACUUCCUGUACUACCUCCGUCAUGGCCGACCAUCCUUCGCGUACGCCACCUUCCUCGUCCAGCGACUGAGCAGCUGCAGUGAUGUUACUCUACUUUUGCAGCAGGCCUGGCAGCAGGUGUACAGGUUGGCCCUGCAGUGUUUUAACGUGCCGUCUGUGGCGUCGGCGGCUGUUUGUUUCUGUGAGCUGCUGGGAGUCUCCAGCCUCAAGCUGAGAGUCGACAUUAGAGCCAUGAACGCCAUCCUCCAGCACUGGAACCAACACAACACACACUCUGCUCCAACACAGCGUCUACACACUCUGGUGUCUAAAGGAGUAAAGCUGGCAGAGACGGAGCCUGGAGCAGCAGAGGAGCUGAUUGGCUACCUGGAAGCUGCAGUGACAGACAGUCUGGAGCAGAGGGGCAUCAGCAGGUCGUCCUAUGACGCAGCUCAGGAGUGGGCGUUACCUGUUCAGUUCUGUCAGCUCCACGGUCUGAAGCUCAGCUCUGUUUAUCCCGCCCACUGUGCCAGUGACGGACAGUUCAUCCACUUCCUGUUGUUUGUCCAACUGCACAACUUCCCGCCCCAUCAGGUGAGGUCACUGGUUGCUCAGUUUGGCCCCACCCUCCAGGCCCACCUGAGUCUGGCAUUUCAGGACCUGCAGGUGUACAGCCAGAGGAGGGGCUGUGACUCUGAGGAGCAGGUGCAGUCUCUGAGCACAGAGAAGGCCCCCGGGAGUCCGGAGCACUCCAGGGAGCUGUUUCAGGUCCUCCUGCAGAGCCAAGAGGAGGUGUCGCCCUGCAGGUACCUGCUGCAGGAGGCUGUGAUGCAACGCUGCCCAACACUGGCUGUACUGGCUGCCUGUCAACAGGGGGCGGAGCUGCUGCCCUGCCUGUGUGUGUGGGUGUUGACCUCCGUCGAUGAGGUCACAGUGAGAGAAGCCACCUCCCACCUGGUGGAAGCCCCCCAGCACCAUGAGUGGACCCUGCAUGACCUGUCAAUCAUCUGGAGGACACUGCUGGGGCGGGGCCUGGUAAGGCCCCUCCUACGAGGCUUUGAACUCUUCCAAAAGGACUGUCCUCUGGUGCUGGUGCUCAGGAUGUUUGAGCUGUGCUGUGACUACAGGAACUUCUCUGAGGCCAAGGCGAAGCUGCUGGACUUCCAGAGGACGCUCAUCGCGUUGAGAAACAGCAGUCCGGUACCCUCCGGUGAACUCCCUCUGCAGUGGGUGGAGAGCCACGCCUCUGUGCUGCUCCUCACUAUGCUGCAGCGCUGCUCGUCCCAGUACGACCUCCACCGCCUUCUGCAGCUUCUGGCUGACGUCGACAAACUCCUCAAAUCCAAUGGUCCAGACUUCAAGAAGCUGAGUCAGCUCAGUCAGUUGCUGCAGGGGUCAGAGGUCAGCCUGUCUCCCAGGCUGCUGCAGUGCAGUUUGCCCUCCAUCCAGCAGGAGGAGUUCCAGGCUGCUGUGGACGCUCUGCAGGCUGAGGGGCGCUACAUCCAGGCCAGACAGGUGGCCCAGCUGGCCGGCCUGUCCGUCCACCGCCUGCUGCUUAGCCAGCUGCUUCAGGAAGCGAACUCCCAGAAGUCCAAGACACAGUGGAGGAGGUUGGAGACCCGAGUCAGUUUCUGGAAGAAGUGUCAGGAGCAGCUGAAGACUGACAGCACUGAUCCAGAAUCAGCCUCCCAGUUCUUCCUGUCUCAGGCUGAAGCUGGGACUGGCGACCCCUCCGCAGCUGCUGAGGCUCAGGCGGAGCUGCUGGAUGUGCAGGAACGCUGCCUGCUGCUCGGCCUCGCCGCUCACUGGCUCUCCCUGCUCAGCCCUGCUCCCGUGGACAAACUGGAGAGCCUGGAGAAAAAGCUGUGGAUUAGCCGGGUCCGACGACAUGUCUUUACUGUCGCCAUGGAGAAGGAGAGCGUUUUCAACCUGCCGCCGCCCGCCAUCACACCUGAGAUGAACACAUACGAAGUUCUCAUGAAGGAGUUCUCCUUCUCUAACAUAUCAGCUCUGAACACAGAGAAGUACCUCAGUCUGGAGGGACUCCCAGGUCCCUCUGAGGAGCAGGAGGAGCUGAAUGUCAGCUCAGGGUUGAGUCCGGAGGAGAGAAGUGUUCUGGCUGCACUGAUUGGUCAGUUAUUAGAUGAUGGCAGCAUCCAUGAAGCCAGCCGCAUCUGCCGCUAUUUCUCCCUGUAUCACCCAGACAUGUGGGUGGUGCUGCGCUGCCGGGGCCUGGCGUCCGGAGAACUCAGUCCCGAAACACAAGAAGAGGCAUCAGAAGCUCUGCCAAGCAAGACCUUUACCAGCUCUCCCUCACUCAGCAGCCUGUCAUCCUUCGUCAUGCUUCCCCUCCCUGAGGACGAGGCUGCGGUCCAGCUCCAGAAACUGGUGGACCAGUGUCGCCAUGGCAUCAACUACUGUAAACAAGUCCUCAGCCUCUACCAGCUCUCCAAGGAGCUGCAGAGCUCCUUCAGUCAGAUCUGCAGGGAGGAGCCUCGCUCUGUGUUGGAGAUGCUGCUGCUGUCGGAUCAGCCGGAGCGCUUCAGAAAGGCUCAGGCCUUCAUCAAAGCUCAGGGUCUGUCUGCCGACACCGUGGCCCAGCUGGUCUCGUCUGCUGUGGUCCAGGCCCUGCUGGCCUCCACCCAGGAGCUCCCGCCUGACCCAGCAGAGAAGCAGGUAUUCAGGCCGUCGGAGGGGCGGGAUUCCCUGAUCCAGCUGAUCAAACUGUGUGACGAUCCGAACCUGGUGGGAGUCAAACUGCUGGAAAGCCUCAACACUGUUCCACUGAGGGACCUGAACUGCAUCGUGGAGUCGCUGAUCGUGGCUCAUGACUGUUUCAGUCUCACCUGUAACAUGGAGGGGAUUGUCAGGGUGCUCCAAGCCGCCCGUCACCUCAGCCACACCCACCUCGCCCCAGGAGAGCACUACAGUCUGAUGGUGCGUCUGCUGACAGGUAUCGGCAGGUAUAAUGAGAUGACGUAUGUCUUUGACCUGCUGCAUCAGAACCAUCGUUUCGAGAUGCUGCUGAGGAAGAAGGUGGACAUGGACAGAGGACAGAGCUCCAGUCUGAAGACGGCUCUGCUGGAUUACAUUAAACGCUGCCUCCCUGCAGACAGCGAGAAACACAACAUGGUGGCGCUUUGUUUCAGCAUGAGGAGGGAGAUCGGAGAAAACCUGGAGAUGGCUGCCAGGACUCAGCUGAAGAUCAUCGAGUCUCAGGCCUGGGUUGUCACUCCUGAUCUGAAGAGCUCAUUGGUCAAAGUGUUGGGUCUGUUGAAGGAUGCUGCAGAGAGCUUCUCUAAGGACUCGUGUGUGCGUCAGGCAAGUCGCUGUGUCCGGAUGGCUAAGCUGGUUGCUCUCCAGCUCCACUUCCUGACCCAGGGAUCAGACCUGUGUGUCAUCAACCUGCGACCUGCAGAGCUGCUGAGCACUGUGAUCGCUCUGCCUCGAUGCUACCAGGUGUUUGUGGUGUCGGAGGCGUACAGCUACAGUCCAGACUGGGCAGAGAUUUUGUACCAGAAGGUGAUCCUCAAUGGAGACUUUGUUUACCUGGAGGAGCUCAAACACCACCGCCCGCUGACCUCCAGCCUGUUUGAGGACAUUUUCAAGAAGCUGGACGGCGCUCCCACCAGCGUCACUCCAAACGUGAAGCGCCUGCUGACGCACUGUGAUGAUGUGUACAGCCGCUACAGGCUGGCCUACCAGCAGAAUCUGUACGAUGUGACCAAAACGAUGCUGCAGGACGCCAAGACCUCCAACUACCUGAACGACAGACUCGCCAGCUGAUCAGAUCCCUGACCGGUUUGCAGACUGACUCACUGAUUUUUAAUAUGAGAAACUGUCAGUGCACAACAUUUAUUUAUAAGAAAAAAAAAAUUUAAAAAGAAAAACUUUUGUUUUGCUUUGCUUUUCUAAUUUGUCUUCUGUGGAGAUUAAAAUCCAUUAGACUCACAAAAUCAGGUUUAUAUGAUUAAAUGAAAAAGAGAAAUGAAAUUCUGCAGAUUGACUUUCCCAGAGCUUUUUAGAUCCCUGCCAUGUUCCAGCUGUAACAGGUGAAAAACAAGCACAGAAUCUUCAUAAUAUGAUAUAAUAACACUGUGAAAUGAAUUAAAGACACUUUCUAAAC